AAUAUAUUUUAUCCAUAAAAACAAAGCUACCGUCUCCAGAAAAAAUAUUAUUACUUGACCCUCCUUUUCAAAAUUUUUUUAAUAAACAAUUGAUGCAUCAAAACAAACCACCACAAUCCUACAUAAAUGACCGGCUGCCACAUCUGGAGGACAUAAAUGAUCUGGAUAAUUUGAUGUCAACUAUAAUAAUGUACAAUAUGUAUCAAGCAAUUGAUGAUUACCAGGGACAUGAUCUCCAAGAAAUCGUGGAUCUAAAAAUUGAAUUAAUUAAAUUAAACAUUAUUAUUAGAUAUAUUGAUAUAUUAAAUGUACAAACAGAUGGAAUCAUAAGUCCAGAUGGAUUUCAAAUAAUAAAUAACAGACAAUUUAUCAACAGAAAUUAUAUUUGUACAAUCGACUUGGAAUUUAAAAAAUUCAUAAAUGAAACAGAACAAUUUUGGAUGCACCCAUAUUUUGAACUAAAAACUACUGUGUACAUGGUCGAACAAUAUGAUUCGAAUGUAAUUUCUUUGGAUUCGGAGAGAAUCGUGAAGUUUGAGAUUCCACCCACACCAGCAUUGCAUGAGGAAAAUUACAAUGAAUUGUUAGUGGUCACCUGUUUAAAAACAUAUUUUAGCAAUGCAGUCAAAUCUUCUAAACAGUAUGUAAUAAAUAUACCUAAACAUAUUGAAAUUAUCAUGAUUUUAACAAAAUUUCAAUUUAUUAACAAAAAAUAUCUAAAAAUUACACUAAACAAUCUAAUACAAAAACAGUAUAUAGUUGAAUAUUCUAAAUCAAAUUAUACACUUUACAAACAAAACGAAAAUGAAAAAAUUGAGUUGUUAAUUUUAAAAUUUCAUCAUAUUAAAAUAAUUAAUUAUAUACUAAACGUAACAAAAGAAAAAUACUUGACUACAGCAGUAAAAUAUGAGCUAUCCACCAGUGUAUAUGAAUAUACAAAAAGACCACGCAUACCUGAAACACAAGAAAACAAUCGUAUGGACAUCAUUCAACAAAAAGUUGUAUUUAUAAAAAAAAUGUUGAAUGCAAUAACUGAAAGUCAACAAACAACAAUCAAAACAAUACAAAAUACAUACACAACAAAAUUAAAAACUUACAAACAAUUAUUGAACAUAAUAUUAAAAAGUUUAUCCAAAACUCCCAUAGACAAUUCAUUUACAACCGAUGAACUAUUAGAACUAUUACAGAAUAAUUCAAAUUUACAAAUAUCUUUAGAACCCAUGACAAGAACCAUUCCAUCCACACCAACAUACCACCAAUCACAGAAGUCACACAAAAAAUUUUAUACUAAACGUUCAGAACUUCAAGAUUAUAUAUAUAAGUACUAUAAGUAAAAUUAUAUUACCUAACCUAAAUAUUGAAGGAGCAACAUUUUUCCUUUAUAUUGUUUUCAGUUUUUCACCUUUCUUGU
This is a messenger RNA of Aphis gossypii (cotton aphid), 1411 nucleotides long. RefSeq lists its product as uncharacterized. The coding region runs from base 93 to 1334 and encodes 413 amino acids. The transcript is spliced from 5 exons. The record is from RefSeq and is a predicted model, not a curated record. NCBI's taxonomy places the organism in Eukaryota, Metazoa, Arthropoda, Insecta, Hemiptera, Aphididae.